GGCUGGAAAAAAACGGCUGGGGCCCCCCCCCCCCCCCCUUAAAAUAAAUACUGACAAAGUCGACAAAUCCGUGUUUCCGUUGUUGUUCAAGGAAUUGUACACAAAUGCAUUACGUCCAGCAUAUUGUACCGGCGGCUUUGCUAAGGCCGAUGUCUUCCCUUAUGACAAACGGGAUAUACUUCGAGAAAAAAUAUCGUAUUCAACGUCAUCGUCAUCAUUGAAUAGGCGGUUGAAUUUAACAAUGGCAUUGUCAACUGAAUAUUUGGUACCUGUUGCAGUUGAGGAUCAAUGUAGAAGAAACAACAGAUGUUAG
Messenger RNA from Didymodactylos carnosus, 313 nucleotides. NCBI's taxonomy places the organism in Eukaryota, Metazoa, Rotifera, Eurotatoria, Philodinida, Philodinidae. The record is from the annotation of a GenBank genome assembly.